This is a messenger RNA of Cololabis saira (Pacific saury), 3544 nucleotides long. RefSeq names its product cullin 4A (gene cul4a). The transcript is spliced from 20 exons. Gene Ontology annotation, biological process: ubiquitin-dependent protein catabolic process; protein ubiquitination; DNA damage response. Gene Ontology annotation, molecular function: ubiquitin protein ligase binding. NCBI's taxonomy places the organism in Eukaryota, Metazoa, Chordata, Actinopteri, Beloniformes, Belonidae. The coding region runs from base 474 to 2744 and encodes 756 amino acids. Gene Ontology annotation, cellular component: Cul4A-RING E3 ubiquitin ligase complex. The record is from RefSeq and is a predicted model, not a curated record.
CUGUCCAGCUGAGCUGCCUCACAAAAGCCAUUUUGUUGUGCUAGCAAGCUAAAUGGUAAAUAAGCGGCAACACGAGUCAAUUAUAUAAAAAAACGCCAAACUAUGUAGCUUUGGUGUGUCGGUCUGGUUUGGAAUGACACCUCGGUUGAGCUGUUAACCGCCUGUAAGAGCCGCUGACAUGGAGCUGCAGCACGGAGGCUAAGUGUUAUGAAAAGUGACCGCUGCAGGUUUUAGGUAACGCUGUUAGCACAGCUGCAUGUUUACUAGUCAUGUUUAAUGUUCAACUAACCCCUCUGUGACUGCUGCUCCACACUACUUCUGUUUCAAAUAGACUGAGCUCCUGCACUGUCAACCACAUACGCGACAGAGACUUGUUUUGCUGACAGGGGAAUCACUGGCUGUCAGGAACAACCCGGCAGUAAUUUACAAAACACUUGAACCAUACAGCGUUAAGCCAAAGUACUAAUCUGAUAAUGGCAGAGGACACCCGACAGAGCAAGAGGGCCAGCUUCUCCACCCUAACAGACCAUGGCACCAACGGGAUGUCCAGGACCUCUGUGGGAUCAGGCAAGACAGGCGCCUCUAAGAAACUGGUGAUCAAAAACUUUAAAGACAAACCAAAACUAGCAGAAAACUAUACAGAGGACACGUGGCUGAAGCUUCGAGAUGCGGUGGGUGCCAUCCAGAACAGCACCUCUAUCAAGUACAAUCUGGAGGAGCUCUAUCAGGCAGUGGAGAACCUGUGUUCAUACAAAGUCUCACCUACACUCUACAAGCAACUACGUCAAGUUUGUGAGGAUCACGUGAAGGCCCAGAUCCACCAGUUUAAAGAAGAGUCUUUGGACAACCUUUCCUUUCUGAAACGAAUGAAUCGCUGCUGGCAGGACCACUGCAGGCAAACUAUAAUGAUCCGCAGUAUCUUUCUCUUCCUUGAUCGUACCUAUGUGCUUCAGAACUCUCUACUCCCCUCCAUCUGGGACACUGGGUUGGAACUGUUUCGCACUCACAUCGUGAGCGACAGUGCGGUUCAGAAGCGAACAGUAGAAGGCCUUUUGGAACAGAUAGAACUGGAGCGAAACGGAGAGACUAUCGACCGGAGUCUGCUGCGGAGUCUGCUGGGCAUGCUGUCAGACCUGCAGGUUUACAAAGACUCAUUUGAGGAUAGAUUUUUGUCUGAGACCAAUCGCCUCUAUGCAGCUGAGGGACAGCGGCUGAUGCAGGAAAGAGAUGUACCCGAGUACCUGCAUCACGUGGCUCGCCGUUUAGAAGAGGAGAAUGAUCGAAUUGUGAGCUACCUCGACCAGAGCACUCAGAAACCUCUUAUUAGCUGUGUUGAGAAACAACUUCUAGGAGAGCACAUGACUGCAAUAUUACAAAAAGGUCUUAGCAUUCUGCUGGAUGAGAAUCGUGUUACUGAGCUGGGUCUGCUCUACCAGCUCUUCAGUAAGGUGAAAGGAGGACUUCCGACAUUACUGCAAUUCUGGAGGGAAUACAUCAAGUCAUUUGGUGGAGAGAUUGUAUGUACACCAGAGAAAGACAAGGACAUGGUUCAGGAACUGCUGGACUUCAAGGACAAGAUGGACAAUGUGGCACAGAGCUGUUUUGCACGGAAUGAGGCUUUCAUCAACGCCAUGAAGGAAGCCUUUGAAACCUUUAUCAACAAGAGACCUAACAAGCCCGCUGAGCUCAUCGCUAAAUAUGUGGAUUCUAAACUACGAGCUGGGAACAAGGAGGCGACAGAGGAGGAGCUGGAGAGAAUCUUGGACAAGAUAAUGAUUAUCUUCCGCUUCAUACAUGGCAAAGAUGUGUUUGAAGCUUUUUAUAAGAAAGACUUGGCCAAGCGUUUGCUGGUGGGUAAGAGUGCCUCUGUUGAUGCUGAGAAGUCCAUGCUCUCAAAACUCAAACAUGAAUGUGGAGCAGCAUUUACCAGUAAGCUUGAGGGGAUGUUUAAGGAUAUGGAGCUGUCUAAAGACAUUAUGAUCCAGUUCAAACAGUAUAUACAGAAUCAAAGUGAUCCAAGCAACAUAGAGCUCACUGUCAACAUCCUCACCAUGGGCUACUGGCCUUCAUACACACCUAUGGAAGUCCACCUGCCCUCAGAGAUGGUCAAACUCCAGGAGGUUUUCAAGCUGUUCUACCUGGGUAAGCACAGUGGCAGAAAGCUGCAGUGGCAGCCCACACUGGGCCAUGCUGUACUAAAGGCAGAGUUUAAAGAGGGAAAGAAGGAGCUGCAGGUCUCGCUGUUCCAGACACUGGUUUUACUCAUGUUUAAUGAAGGAGAGGAAUUCAGCAUUGAGGAGAUCCGUGCUGCCACCGGCAUAGAGGAGGGAGAGCUCAAAAGAACACUGCAGUCGCUGGCUUGUGGAAAAGCACGUGUCCUCAACAAGAACCCUCGAGGAAAAGAUGUGGAAGAUGGAGAUCGUUUCAAUUUCAACAAUGACUUUAAACACAAACUGUUUCGCAUUAAGAUCAACCAGAUUCAGAUGAAGGAGACGGUGGAGGAGCAGGUAAGCACCACAGAGCGAGUGUUUCAAGACAGGCAGUAUCAGAUUGAUGCAGCUGUAGUGCGCAUCAUGAAGAUGAGAAAGACCCUCAGCCACAACCUACUAGUAUCAGAGCUCUACAACCAGCUUAAAUUCCCUGUCAAGCCGGGGGAUCUAAAGAAGCGGAUUGAGUCACUCAUAGACAGAGACUACAUGGAACGUGACAAGGAGACUCCUAACCAGUAUCACUAUGUUGCCUGAAGGAGCGCUGCUGUCACCACUGUGCUUUUCUCACAGCAAGCAUACAGCUGAGGGCACAACACAGGACUACAGCCCCUCAGCCUCUCCUCUGGCGCCCAUCUUCCCUCCCUUCCCACAAUCCUGGACGCAAUGUCCACAAGACGCAGAGCUCCAGAGAGACAAGAGAGACUUGGUUGUGCUGGUCCUGUUCUGCAACAUCUUUAGUGGGACUCUGGGAUUGGGCUGGAGGAGUGGCCCGGGUUGUUGAUGAUUGGCUUAUCACUCACAAAUCUGCUAAUGCAAAACUCUACUGAAAAUAACUAGCACUUUCUGUGUCUUUGUUUUGUUUUCUUGGAAAUGGGUUUCUUUCCUCCAUCCCAUCAAUCUAUAUCGCUUAUUUUCUUUCAUAGCAGUUUGUCUCAAGUUUUAAGACUUCUUUUGUGUGUUAUUUUAUUUUAGUUUUUUUUUUUUGUUUGUUUGAGGCAGUCUUCCUUUGAAUGACUGCAUAAACUGCUGAGUCCAAGCUUGGCAGGAUUGUUUGCUUGAUUAGGUAAAGAAGGAGCUUUUGAGAACAAGAGGAAAGAGAAGAGGCUUGAGAUGAGUAAAGUGGGCUGGAGGAGUUAGUUUCACUAUGUGUAACACAAUUGCUAAAUGACAUGCAGGCCAGCCAAUCAGGUAUUACUUUUGGUAUCUCUUGUAUGUUUUGACCAAAAUGUCCAAUUUCACGUGGUGAUGUUUUUGUAGAUGAGAUUGUAUUCUAUGUAAGAGUGCGAAAAGUGAACCUGAAUAAAUGGAUAUUUAAUGAUUUGAUUAACAAUUUA